UCAGACCUACUGCCUGGAUCCAUGGCCAUGGCGAGCGACAGGGCACCCGAGUUCAAGAAGGUCUGCGUCGUCGGCGCCGGCAUGUCCGGGCUGGCGGCAGCGCGCGAGCUGCGGCGCGAGGGCCUCGCCGUCAUGGUCAUGGAGCAGCGCGGCGACGUCGGCGGGCAGUGGCUGUACGACCCGAGGACCGACGGCGGCGACCCGCUGGGAGCCACGGCGCCGGUGAAGGUGCACAGCAGCGUGUACGCGUCGGUGCGGUUGAUCAGCCCGCGCGAGUGCAUGGGCUUCUCCGACUUCCAGUUCGUGCCCAGGCCCGGCCGCGACGCGCGCCGCUUCCCGGGCCACCGUGAGGUCCUCUGCUACAUCAAGGACUUCUGCGCCGCGUUCGGGCUCGCCGGCGCCGUCAGGCUCCACACCAGGGUCGUGCGCGUCGCCUGUUGGCGCUCCGCGCUCGCGCCGCGACACGAAACAGGCUCCUACGUGAAAUGGCAGGUGAGAUCCGUGCACGUCGAUCCUGACGGUGGGCAGGAAGGGUCGCCCACGGAGGAGGUGUUCGACGCCGUGGUCGUGGCCAACGGCCAUUACUCGCAGCCGAGGCUGCCAAGCAUCGACGGCAUGGAGGUGUGGCCGCGGCGGCAGCUGCACAGCCACUCGUACCGGGUGCCGGACCCCUUCCGCGACGAGGCGGUGCUGGUGGUGGGCUGCGGCGAGAGCGGCCUGGACAUCGCGACGGAGCUCUGCGGCGUCGCCAGGGAGGUCCACAUCGCGGCCAAGUCCGUGGAGGAUGCCACGACGCCGUCGCCGAUGAUGUCCAAGUUGCUUGCCAACCACGCCGGCAUCCGCCUGCACCCGCCGGUGGACCGCCUGCGCGAGGACGGGACGGUGGCGUUCGCCGACGGCUCCCUCGCCGCCGCCGACACCGUCAUCUACUGCACCGGGUACUCCUACUCGAUCCCGUUCCUGGACACGGCGGGGCUCGUCACCGUGGACAGCAGCCGCGUCGGCCCGCUGUACGAGCACACCUUCCCGCCGCCGCUCGCGCCGUCGCUUUCGUUCGUCGGCGUGCCCAUGCAGAUCUUCGCGCCGUGGUUCUUCCAGGCGCAGGCGAGGUGGGUCGCACUGGUGCUGUCCGGCAGGGAGGCGCUGCCGCCGGAGGAGGAGAUGCUGCGGGCGGUGCGGGAGGACUCCAGCGCUAGGGAGGCGGCCGGCGUGCCGGCCUACCGCACGCACGCCAUCCCCGCCGUCGACCGCUAUGAGUACUUGGAGUUCGUCUACCGGCACUCGGACCUCCCGCGCAUGGAGGAAUGGAAGGUGGAGCUGUUCGAGACUAGCUUCACGAACGCGAUGGAGGACCGCGAGGCCUUCCGUGACCGCGACGACGGCGAGUACAGCGAGAGCAUCCGCGAAGGCCUGCGGAGGUGGCGCCGCUUGGCUGGCGCUCAAUACGAGGCAGCUCUUUGCCGCUGCUGCGUCCGGUGAUCGCGCUCGUGCUGAUGCUGAUGCUGAGGCGCCAUUGCCGGCUCCGUGUCAGCUCUCGCAACUCUGAACCGAGCAGCUACACGGCAUGGCACCAUGGCGAACAGAAACAUUCCUGGUACUAUAUCGGAGCACCAUUAGCUCAGAUUCUGGGUACAACUACAAAGACGUGAGGAAGACAAGGAGGUAAUUCGGAAGGCAUGUCAAACUAGGAGGUUGUGUUUUGGUCAUGGAGAUAUUUGUAACCAUGGAUGGAGGUUUAUUAAUAGGAUUGGUUCUUAAUAAGCGUCUUCAUCAAACUUUUGGGUUGGUUUGUCGCCAUUUUGUCUAAUCCUAUGAGUGUGAUCGCAGAUGGAAGAGCUGUAAACUUUUUAAUAAUCGGUUGUAGUAUCUUUUGGUGUCAAGACUAGGUACUCCUUUUUCCCAUUAUCUAACAAAAUAGGUUGGUGCCGUGAAAGUUGUCCCA
Panicum virgatum (switchgrass) is the source of this 1942-nucleotide messenger RNA. Its product is annotated as flavin-containing monooxygenase FMO GS-OX-like 8. Gene Ontology annotation, molecular function: N,N-dimethylaniline monooxygenase activity; flavin adenine dinucleotide binding; NADP binding. The transcript is spliced from 4 exons. Bases 22 to 1479 code for a protein of 485 amino acids. The record is from RefSeq and is a predicted model, not a curated record. Lineage: Eukaryota; Viridiplantae; Streptophyta; Magnoliopsida; Poales; Poaceae.